This is a messenger RNA of Hypoxylon fragiforme, 1765 nucleotides long. RefSeq lists its product as uncharacterized. The transcript is spliced from 2 exons. Bases 639 to 1019 code for a protein of 126 amino acids. NCBI's taxonomy places the organism in Eukaryota, Fungi, Ascomycota, Sordariomycetes, Xylariales, Hypoxylaceae. Gene Ontology annotation, biological process: 2-oxoglutarate metabolic process. The record is from RefSeq and is a predicted model, not a curated record.
CCCCCUCACCCAUCAAUCACUGCCUAACGGCCACCUAAAGUAAUAGUUGUUACUUCCAACACACUUCCAUUAUCGGCGGUUGCUAAUACACAUGUGUAUGAUUGAUGCUAGUGCCGUCUACAAACGUGCUUACCUAGUCCCUUGUAGUGUCUAGUACCAACUUAUUAGUAGUCCUUACAUCCCACAAUUUAAGUCGCGACUGGGAACUCGAAAAUACAAAGCUCAACACAAUUGGAGUUUUCUUCUCUUUCCUUUACCUUCCAAAGUCUGUAUUUCAACCACGACUAAGUUACCGCUUGAUCAAUAAUUUUUAUUGGGAAAGUGAAGAAGGAAACCAGUCAGAUCUCCUUCCAUAGUCUUCUCAAUUAUAAUUCAAUUGUCCUAAGAGUUGUACAUACGACAAAUAAAUUUAUCACAUACAUCUCCGCACGACCUCGCUGCUUACCAUCACUUUGACCCGUCGUCACUGGCCGUCGUAGUUUUACCCCAACCGAAACUCCGAACUAUUGUUCUGCUCACAUACCCGAGCACCCUCCGUCAAGUAUUUAAUUCACGACAUUUGGAAGGAAGAACUGUUCUUUCCUUCCCUACUCUAGCCUUUCAAACACCUAUUUGUAAUCGACAUAUCAUACUUCGCAAUGUAUGCCACUCGAGUCUUGCGCCAAGCGGCCGCUCACGCCGAGCGCACUCCUCUCAUCCGUUUCGUUGGCAAGCGAUCCAUUCCUGAGAAUGUAGACCACACUCCCCACCCUCACCCCGCCUCUCCUAGCGGUGCACUUCCCAGCCGGACCAACGGCAACUCACACGCUUCCUUCUCUUCCUACCGCGACCAUGCCCAGCAACACGGUCCUCUGCGCAAGACCAUUGGCGCUCAAUCUGCUUCUCAAUUGGGCCCAAUUCAGCCUCCCAAGGGUGUUUACUUCGACCGCAACCAGCUACCCGAGCGCUUCCGUCGCACUCCCCUCAGCGCUGCUGAAAUUGAGGCAGUCGAGACCGGAGGCGCCGCUCUGUUCGGUUGAGCACCCUUCCGUCCCCGUUCCAGUUAAUUGUUACAAUGGUACAUAAUAUUACCUAUGUAGCACAUGACGUGGGACGUGCUACGGAACCACGUAAUGUGGAACACGAUUGAGAGAGUCAAGAAAGCUGAGCGACUUACUACUAACGGUGAAACGAUUUUGGUUCGUCCUCAGCUGAUGAUGGGAGAGAGCAUUUUUUUGGAUCUAGAACUAUGGGGGCACCGAGUCAUUACCUAUGCCAUAGGUAUAAGGGGAUUUGAAGAGGAGCUACUUCUGGUGAUAUCAACUAUACCAUUAGUUGGCUACCUCGUCAACCACGGGACCUAUAUCCAACAUAUGCCACGCAUUACUUUUAACGAAAGCGGCGCGGGAAACACAACCACGAGCCGCGAAUUGUCAUCCUUAGUAUUGGGGGUUUGCGUCAAAAGAAGCAGAUUUACCUGCUUUGUUUGUUUUUAACUGUACGGUCACCCCAAAAGGUUCAGCAUGAGUUUGGCGCUUUUUGGUUGAUCAUUCGAGGGCAGGAUAUGGAUCCAACAAGGGUAAAUGAGCAUGAAAGGGAACAGGAAGGAGGAAUGGGCAGAGUUCAUGACAUGUCUGAUGUGUACCCAUCUAGCGAUACCCUGGUGUUCAGUGGUGCGAGAGAGAAAACUACGCACUCACGGCCGUUUCCUUGGCUCUGUACGAUACUACUAGUUAGUACAUACCUACUUACUUGUAAUGUUGCAUAAAUUCAAUAAAGUCGUCUU